AUGAAAAGUUUUGGAACGCUUGCGGUGGCUCUUUCUGCUGCUGUGGUGAACGGUUUAUCCUUUCAACAGCCGUUUGCCUUUGAAGAACAUGGCUCUAGUUUGCUUGAGAAGGCUAUCGAGGCCUGGAAACAGGACCCUAAGGCAGUGGCUGGUUUAAUGAGCGAUGAAGUUCGUAAGAGUUGGGACGAAUUGCCUUUGAAAUUUCCUGCAGAGAUCUCGCAGAUGCAGUUUGUGACUAAGCCAAAAGAUCCAUCUGCUAUCUUUACCAGAAAGCAGUGGGAUGCUACUGUUGAGAGUGAGGAUUUGGAGAACUACCAGUUGAGAGUGAACAAGAUUAAAGACCCAAAGAUUUUAGGGAUUGAUGGGGACGUUAAGCAAUACAGUGGGUAUUUGGAUGUCCGCGAUGAGGAUAAGCACUUCUUCUUCUGGACUUUCGAAAGUAGAAAUGACCCUGAGAAUGACCCAGUUGUGUUAUGGUUAAAUGGUGGGCCCGGUUGUUCGUCGUUGACCGGUCUCUUCUUUGAACUAGGUCCUUCUUCAAUUGGUGAGGAUAUCAAACCUAUCCACAACCCAUACUCCUGGAAUAACAAUGCCACUGUUAUCUUCCUCGACCAACCGGUCAACGUUGGUUUCUCUUACUCCGGGUCUGAAGGUGUUACUGACACUGUCGCUGCCGGUAAGGACGUCUACGCAUUCUUGCAGUUGUUCUUCAAGCAGUUCCCAGAGUAUGCUGCCAACGGUCAGGAUUUCCACAUUGCCGGUGAAUCGUAUGCGGGUCACUACAUCCCGGUGUUUGCGACAGAGAUCUUGUCUCAUCCAGUCUCAAAGAGAAACUUCAAUUUGACCUCUGUUCUGAUCGGUAACGGUUUGACCGAUCCUUUAAAUCAAUACCCAGCCUACGAACCAAUGGCUUGUGGUGAAGGUGGGGAACCUGCAGUGUUAGAACCGGAAGAAUGUCAAUCGAUGAGCGACUCCUUGGACCGCUGCCUGGGAUUGAUUCAAUCCUGUUACGAAUCCGAAUCUGUCUGGUCGUGUGUUCCUGCCUCAAUCUACUGUAACAACGCCCAGAUCAACCCAUACUCUCGCACGGGUAAAAACGUUUAUGAUAUCAGAAAGGAGUGCGAAGGUCAACUAUGUUACAAGGACAUGCAAUUCAUUGACGACUACUUGAAUCUGGAUUACGUCAAGGAAGCUGUUGGUGCCGAAGUCGACAAGUACGAGUCCUGCAAUUUCGAUAUCAACAGAAACUUCUUAUUUGCCGGUGACUGGAUGAAACCAUACCACAAGGCCGUCUCAGAACUAUUGAACCAAGACAUCCCCGUCUUAAUCUACGCCGGUGACAAGGACUUUAUCUGCAACUGGUUGGGUAACAAGCUCUGGACCGACGUUUUACCAUGGAAAUCCGCUGACGAGUUUGCUAAACAACCAGUUCGUCACUGGGUUGCUAAUCUAACAAACGAAAAGAGUGGUGAAGUGAAGAGCUUUGAACAGCUAACUUACUUGAGAGUUUACGGUGGUGGCCAUAUGGUGCCCUACGACGUUCCUGAAAAUGCUUUGAGUAUGCUUAACGAGUGGAUUCACGGUAACUUCACAAUCUAG
Molecule: messenger RNA, 1599 nt
Organism: Torulaspora delbrueckii
Lineage: Eukaryota; Fungi; Ascomycota; Saccharomycetes; Saccharomycetales; Saccharomycetaceae
Gene: PRC1
Product: carboxypeptidase C PRC1
Exons: 1
Coding region: 1-1599 (532 amino acids)
Biological process (GO): proteolysis
Cellular component (GO): fungal-type vacuole
Molecular function (GO): serine-type carboxypeptidase activity
Source: RefSeq, a predicted model, not a curated record